CUAGACGUGGUUUGUUUUUAUUCUUGUGAGAAGUGAGCAGUUGUACAAGAAAACUCUGUGACGUCCACAGAUUCGCAAUGCCAUUGCAGAGAAUGCUGUCAAGAGCGCAUGCCACAUGAGCGAGUGAGUAGCCUAACAGAAGAAAUGAACAACGGCAAGCUCGCUGUCACAUCUCACUACGGAGAUAUGCCACCGUUCAAUGCCGGCGCCGUGGUUUCCAGACUUCUCUUGGGCUGAAAGCAGAAAUGGAAGGAUCGGUGGGUAAACCUUUUAUGUUUGCUUAUUUUCGCAUAAGAGAAGCUUUUGAAACCACUUUUCAUUAACGAGUUGAUUUAUUUUGCGAGCUCAACGGACGGAAAAUGUUACAUGGGCUUCAUUGACGAGAACAACAGUGGCGCAAUCAAGUCAUGCGUACGGACGCCAGACAUUAAACAAUGUGUCUCCACUAUUUUGUGUAACUGUCUGGGAGCGCCGGCAUGAGUUUACGGCUGAGCUAGAUCUCGUUGUUGUGCAGAUAUAUGUUUAAUAAGUCGCCUACUACUACUGGCACGUCCGUAUCAAAUGUAUAUGCGAUGCAUGGUACUCCGCACCUGACAGGAUUCAGAGGUACCAGAUUCCUGUUAGAACCUUAUUGACACGUCACCUGGAAGGUGUUCACACCCCGCCGGAUUAGUUUGGAAAGGAUGGAGCUGUAGGAACCAAACUGACUGCUUUGUGCCGCGACAUGCUCGAUUACUGAGCGCCGGAGAAUGUAAACACACACCUGAACCGAAGAGACUUUCCGCCGCUGCUCAAACAUGACGAGUAACGGCCCCAGCAUCGUUUUCGAGUGGCUCAAAGCUCUCCAGCUCUGCCAGUAUGUCGAAUCUUUCGUAGAUAACGGCUACGACGACCUGGAAGUUUGCAAACAGAUUGGGGAGCCCGACUUGGACGCUAUUGGCGUGUUCAAUUCGCACCACAGGAUAAAGGUGCUGAAUGCUGUGUCGCGACUGAAAGAGGAGGACAAGAAAUUAGCCCCGGGGCACUACUUCACCUUAGAACCGGUGGUUACGAUAUCAAACCCACACACAACAUCCCUCAGAAGUGAAGGCAACCAUAAGGACUCUAGAUUAUGGACAGAUUCCACAUGGGAUAGCAGUGGAUUAAAAUCCAGGUUCACCCCGGGAAACAACAAUCUAUUGCUUGGACACUGUCAAGAACCAGUGACUUACCCAAAGCUGAAACUGAAGAUCAUGAUAAGAGAUAAACUUCUGAAAGAUGGCAUCGACCUUGGCUGUCCACCCUACUCUAAAGAGGAUGGCUCUCUUGGGAACAUUGAGGAUCUGGCACAGGAGUACUCCGAAUACUACAGCACCUCUUACAGCGACGUAUGCAACAGGAUGGACGAGCUACGCAAGCGCAAGGUGGCGCAGGACACUGAAACGGCCAAGAUUGAGCCCAUCUCAACCUCUCUGCAGCUGAGAUCAGAAAUACAGGAAUCGCUGGGCUUCAACAGUGCCAUGUCCACCCCAGAGACUGAGAGAAAGCUGUCUAUGCACAAGUCCAGUUCUGAGGAUGGCAUAGGAGGAAAAGCUGACAGCAGAAAGAAGAACAAAUCUUUUUGGCAGAAUUUCCGCAAGUCGCAGAAGGGAGCUGGAAGACAAAUGUCAAAAGGCGGGGAGGACCUGGGCUUCGUGGCCAGUGAGAUCACCAUGAGUGAUGAAGAGCGGAUCCAGCUGAUGAUGAUGGUGAAGGAGCGGAUGAUCACUGUGGAGGAGGCUCUCGCACGGCUGAAGGAGUUUGAGAGCCAGAGCCGCCAGGCGGGCAGCAGCGACAUGGCCGAGUGGAACCACAGCUCCAGCCCCUCCAUCAACGAGUCCAACAGCAACUCGAGGGAGCAGUCCGACGACGAGCUCGAGGACUCCGUCACAUUCCGCAGGCUGCACAAGCUGGUCAACUCUACACGCCGCGUCCGCAAGAAGCUCAUCCGCAUCGAUGAGUCCAAGAAGCCUGGAUCUAGAGAGUGUGGCAGCUCAGAGGCCUCUCCCUCCACUGAGGAGGCCACACCCAUCUACUCAGGUGUGCAGAGGAAGCUGCUGGUCUCCCAGGGCGACGGGCUGGCCUCAGUGCUGCAGGAGCAGCUCUCGUUGGAUGGAGACUCUGACAGCCUGACCACUUCGCCCUCGUCCAGCAGCCUGGACACCUACAGCGGUCACAAGCUGAUGCGGGCCUUUGGGAAGUCCAACAGCAUCGGAGGCCUAGUGGGGACGGGAGGCGUAGCCGGGGGCAUGGCGGGCAGAGGAGCGGGCAGCCCCCUGGCUCUGGGCGUACUGGAGGCGGGCAGCGGCUCCUCUUUCUCGGAGGUGGAAGGGGGAUGUGAGGACGAGCCCCACGUGAUGUCACGCUCUGCCACCGAGGGGGAGAUGCGGCGGGGGCUAAACCCCAACUACCACGGGAGGACUUGUAGUUUUGGAGGGUUCGACCUCACCAACCGCCCCUUGUAUUCCCCCGGCACUGUAUGCGACCCCCAUGGUAGAGAAGACGAGGAUGGUCUGAGAGCGCUCUCUCGGUCUCCGACCCCCACACGUGUGUCUCUGGGGAAGAAGGUCAAGUCUGUGAAGGAGACCAUGAGGAAACGCAUCUCUAAGAAGUACCACAGCUCGGCCAGUUCUGAACAGUCCAGUCCUAUCCGAGGCUGCAACUCUCUGUCUCCCCCUCUGGACUCAGACACCCCAGAGAAACCCCGGCUGAAGGCAGGAGGCUCUGUGGAGAGCCUCAGAAGCUCUCUGAGUGGACAGAGUUCCAUGAGUGGCCAGACGGUCAGCACCACAGACUCCUCAGCCAGUAACCGGGAGAGCGUCAAAUCGGAGGACGGCGAGGAGGAGGAGCUUCCGUAUCGUGGGCCCUUCUGUGGCAGAGCACAGGUGCACACAGACUUCACCCCGAGCCCCUACGACACGGACUCCCUGAAACUCAAAAAAGGCGAUGUGAUUGACAUCAUCAGCAAGCCGCCCAUGGGCACGUGGAUGGGCCUGCUGAACAACAAGGUGGGCACCUUCAAGUUCAUCUACGUGGACGUGUUGACCGAGGAGGAGGAGAAGCCGCGCAAGAGCAGCCGUCGCAGGAGGAAGGCCCGUCCACCCAAGCCCACGUCCGUUGAGGAGCUCUUGGAGCGCAUUAACCUCAAAGAACACAUGCCAACGUUCUUGUUCAAUGGCUAUGAGGACCUGGACACCUUCAAGCUUCUGGAGGAAGAGGACUUGGAGGAGCUCAAUAUCAGAGACCCCCAGCACAAAGCUGUACUCAUGACUGCUGUGGAGCUUCUACAGGAGUAUGACAGCAACAGUGACCCUGAGAGGGCAGGAGGCUCCAGUGGCUCUCAGGAGAAGCUGCUUCUGGAGGGGCCCGUCCCCACCGGCGACUCCCCCCGCGACUCCGGCUGCUACGAGAGCACCGAGCACCUGGAGAACGGGAGGAUCAAAAAGACAUCUUACUUAAGCAGGUCUUCGUCAGGCUUCGAGUCUAGCCACCUCCCUUCCCCCGAGUCCCCCAGCCUCCCCCUUACCCACCUCAGCCUCAUCCCUCCAGGGCAGGACCAGAGGCCCAACUCCCUCCCUCCCCGCAUAGCCACCAUGCAAGGCUUGGUGGAGGACCACAUGCUGGGAGCCCGCGCCCUCAGCCAGAGCUUGGACUCCAUGGGCAGCCACGCCGCCCUGGGGUUCAGGAGGUGCUACCAGUCCCCCGAGGAGUUCCACCAGGAGAGAGAGCUCCAGGAAGAGCCGAGUGGCAGCACAGAGGAGCCGGAUUCAAAAGGGCCGACUGAAGUGAAAAACCUGGAACCUCCAUCUCCAUGUGAGGAAGAGGAACCCGAACAGCUGACUGCGCCAUGUGCGUCUGAAGCAGUGAAGCCGGUCCUGUUGUCUCUGCCUGAUGCGUGUGAUGCAGUGGUGGCCUCACCAUCUCCAGGGCCCUCUGCAUCUGAACCUGAAGAACCAAGUCAGCCCACUGAACCAUGUUCAUCUGCACCAGCAGAAGAGUCUCUCCAGUCUACUGCUCAUGUAGGGUCUGACAAGGAGGAGUCAACACAUGGCAGUGCAGCUGUAGUAUCCGAAUCCGACACACUGCCCUCUGCAAACUGUGUCUCUGAGCCCGCAGAGCCAUCACAGCCAAGUGUGUUUUGCUCUUCUAAACCAACACAAGCUAGUGCAUCUCUUGCAUGGGAAGCGGAAGAAUCAACGCGGUCAGCUGCAGCUUGUGCAUCUCAAACAGAUGAACCAACACAUGAUGGCACAUCCCUUUCAUGUGAUGCUGAGCUGGCACAUUCAAUAGAGCCUUUUGAGUGUGAAUCAACAGAAAGGAUGCAGCCAAAUGCUCCAUCCUUACCAGAAACAACUCAGCCAUCACAGCCUGCAGUCCCUUGUGCUGUGGAGCUGGUUGGGGAAGGGCAGCAGUCUGAGACACUGACAGACAUGCCCCGUCCAUCAGCAGUAGAAGAGCAGUCUUUGAGCAGUCGGCCCCACAAUCCUCAGAGCCCUGUGACACCUGAGCAGGUGGAUGUCUCAUCACCUGCCCAGGUCACCGUCUCCAUGGAGGUCUGCCAGACUCGCAUCACAGUCACACCACCAUCCAAGAAACCUGCUGUCCAGAGGGGCACCAAGCCCCCGAUUCCUGCUAAACCCAAAGACUAUUUGCCCAGCAGCUGGAGCUCAAUACAGCCACCAGCCAGGGACCAUCAGCAGGUUCCUGCAGCUCACCUCACCACUGUCCAUUCCAGUCCAUCGGAGGAUCCCACCACUGCUACCCAGAGCACCACCCUGAGCUCCGGGGCGUCUGAGAACCUCAACCCGGCCGUGAAACCGCCCCGCCCUCCUCGGCCACCCCGCACCCCUGAACCUCCAGCACACAGGAAGUUCCAAGGGGCAGGAAGGAAGGGCACGCAGGGCAACAUGGGAUACUUGGAGGCCCUCGUGGAGGAGAAGCUGGCAGUGGAGGGGAUCUGCCUCUCUGAGGAGCCUUACUCUGACAAGCACGGCCGUUGUGGGAUCCCCCUCACUCUGGUCCAGAGGUAUUCGGAGGAGCUCAGCGAGGCUCUGGGGGACAUAGCCAGGGUCAUGGAGCAGAUCAGAGUCCAGCAGCUUCACAAGGAACACCGCAUGGCUAUCCCAUCCAAGGGGCUGUCCGUGGUGUGUCCCAUGAAGUAGCUAUCAGGAUUCCCUGCUGCCUCUCGGGGUGUAGGCCUGAGAGUUCAGCACAGAGGCUCCCUUAACUGGAUCCCUCUCACUCAAAUAGACCUUUCAGUGAUGCUGUGUUCACCUCGCUACCCAACAAAUAACUGCCAGCAUCCACACCACUGCCAGAAUAAUAUAGUUCCUCCAGACUCAGAACUUCAUGUAUAUGGCUCAAUUAAGGCAGUGAGUAAUGUCUAUGAGAUUAUCUGAACAUCUUUAAAUCCUUCCUGCACAUCUUCUUCCUGGUUAUCGUCUGACCCCCAUGGACGGCAGAUAUGGCCAGAGAUGGAUGUUUAGGCAUUUUUUAAGUGAGAUUAUGGUCAGAAUGGUCUCAAAUUGAACUGUUGAUAAAUACAGUUUGUGUUGACGAUGUGAGGAGUUCCCCAGAAGACUGACUGAUUUGCCCUGGCAGGGUGAGGGUAAAGAGGGUGCUCUUUAAGAGAAACAUACUCUUCAUUGAGAUGACUGGUGCAAGCAAAGAUGUGUUCUUGUUUCCAGUUAAGGACACUUUUUUUCCAUAGCACUUGUGAAAGGAAGAAUGCUUUCCCCAUUGACAGUCAAGAGGAAGUGACGACUGAGUAUAUGUUAAUAUUCGACACCUGACUAACCAUGGCAUAGAGCAUUAAAAUUCUUCUAAAUCAUUGAGAGACUUUUCAUAAAUGUUCAACAUGUGUAAAUGUUGCAUAUUUAACCACUGUAUUUGUGCAGUUUUAGGAAGAGGUGGUAUCAAUUGCUGCAUUUGUUUUAGAAUGUGUUAGCCAAAUUUGUAGUGUAGGCUAUACCUUUUCCUUGACUGUCCAGUGUUUAAGUGACUGCAGACCAUAAUAAACCUGAAUUGUAUUUGAUAGUAGCAUACAUGCCUUUUGUAGCUAUCUGAGAGCCUAAAUGAAUUCAACAUCUAUAUGAAAAAUAUGGAAAAGAAAUGUAGUUUCAAGAUGUCCAACGUUACACAAUCAGAAUAGUUGAAUAAAUUAAAAAGAUGCAGUCAAAACACAGAUAACUUAUUUAUUUUGUAUACAUCACACCAAUACAAGUACUGAUUGUUGUUAAUGCAUUAUUUUGAUCUACAGUUGUUUAUAAUUUAGCAUCUCCAUUUUUAUGACCAAUAGAUGCUGUGUGAUCUCUCAGUCUGAAUCAAGUCAUUUACAAAUAAAAGCUAUUAUGAAG
Molecule: messenger RNA, 6374 nt
Organism: Alosa sapidissima (American shad)
Lineage: Eukaryota; Metazoa; Chordata; Actinopteri; Clupeiformes; Clupeidae
Gene: sash1b
Product: SAM and SH3 domain containing 1b
Exons: 21
Coding region: 798-5180 (1460 amino acids)
Molecular function (GO): protein binding
Source: RefSeq, a predicted model, not a curated record